Pogoniulus pusillus (Red-fronted tinkerbird) is the source of this 3229-nucleotide messenger RNA. RefSeq names its product histamine receptor H3 (gene HRH3). Lineage: Eukaryota; Metazoa; Chordata; Aves; Piciformes; Lybiidae. Gene Ontology annotation, molecular function: G protein-coupled acetylcholine receptor activity; G protein-coupled serotonin receptor activity; histamine receptor activity. The record is from RefSeq and is a predicted model, not a curated record. Gene Ontology annotation, cellular component: synapse; dendrite; plasma membrane. Bases 1 to 1272 code for a protein of 423 amino acids. The transcript has 3 exons. Gene Ontology annotation, biological process: G protein-coupled receptor signaling pathway, coupled to cyclic nucleotide second messenger; adenylate cyclase-inhibiting G protein-coupled acetylcholine receptor signaling pathway; chemical synaptic transmission.
AUGGAGAGCGGCGGGGCGCUGAACGGCUCCGCCGCCGCCGCCGCCACCGGGCGCUUCGCCGCCGCCGGCACAGUAGCGCUGGCCGCGCUGAUGGCCCUGCUGAUCGCCGUCACCGUGGCCGGUAACGCGCUGGUGAUGCUGGCCUUCGUGGCGGACUCCAGUCUGCGCACUCAGAACAACUUCUUCCUCCUCAACCUGGCCAUCUCGGAUUUCCUAGUAGGUGCCUUCUGCAUUCCCUUGUACGUGCCCUAUGUGCUGACGGGGAGAUGGAUCUUCGGGAGAAGCCUCUGCAAACUCUGGCUGGUAGUUGAUUACCUGCUCUGCACCUCUUCAGUCUUCAACAUUGUCUUGAUUAGCUAUGACAGAUUCCUCUCGGUGACAAGAGCGGUCGCCUACAGAGCCCAGCAAGGCAACACCAGGCAAGCCGUGCUGAAGAUGGUGAUGGUGUGGGUCCUGGCAUUCCUACUCUACGGGCCUGCCAUUAUCAGCUGGGAGUACAUAUCAGGCCAGAGCAUCAUACCUGCUGGGGAAUGCUACGUUGAGUUUUUCUACAACUGGUAUUUCCUCAUGACAGCCUCCACACUGGAGUUUUUCACCCCUUUCCUCAGUGUGAUGUUUUUCAACCUGAGCAUUUACCUGAACAUACAGAAGCGCACCAAAAUACGCCUGGAUAUCUUCCACGAAGUGCACAACCAGUCCUUCACUGAAGAGAUGGAAAUGAGCCCAGAAGCAAAGCUUUCUUUGAAAUGCUGUAAGUGGGAGCAGAAGGAGCCAGCUGAAACCUUCGACCUCUCUAAGAGCAAAGCUCAAGCAGCAGCCUCCACUGCCAGCCUGGAUGGCAAAGACCUGAUGUCAGCAAGCUCUGAGAGCUCCGGGAAGCCCAACUGUUGCAACAAAAAGAGCUGUAAGAAUUCAGCCUCCACUCUGUCCUUAGAGAAACGAGCAAAGAUAGUAUCCCAGAGCAUGACCCAACGCUUCAGGCUCUCUAGAGACAAGAAAGUGGCUAAAUCCCUAGCAAUUAUUGUAGGUAUUUUUGGGAUUUGUUGGGCACCAUACACUCUCCUGAUGAUCAUCCGUGCUGGUUGCCACGGCCACUGCAUCUCUGAUUUCUGGUAUGAGACCUCCUUUUGGCUGCUGUGGAUCAACUCAGCUGUCAAUCCCAUCCUGUAUCCUCUCUGCCACAGCAGCUUCAGAAGAGCUUUUAUCAAACUCCUCUGUCCCAAGAAGCUAAAGAUCCAACCCCACGGUCCCCUUCAGAAGUGCCAGAAGUGAAGUGUAUGGAUGAGAAAAGCUUUAACACUGACUACAAGGAAAAAGUUAUGGAAAAGUAUUGUACCUUGCUUCCUUGAAGCAGUCAUCUGGGGCAUGUGGGUAAGGCAGCAAUGAGACCACUGUUUAUUGAAUCUAAUGCAUCAACUACAAAAUCCUGCAGAAGAGGAGGGUGAAGGGGUUUUGACAUUAGCCACAGGCAAUGAAAUCUGAGUCCUCCACUCGCAGGUGCCACAGAAGAGCUCUGCUGCCACCUAGUCAGCCAGAGCAGCAUCAGCGCUUUGCUGAAAUAAAAGUAAAACCCCAAACAUAACCAAACAUAAAGCUAACAAAAAUAAAUAUAGAUCUCACUUCAAACUACCGGACUAAACUACAGUUCAUCUGCUUGCAGGCCUGAUUUUUCCUGUAAAUGGAACAUAUUUUUUCUUACGCUUAAGGUGUUCCAUGUAUGUGAUGACACAGAAAGAACAGAAAAAGCCUCAGAAGGAAAACAUCUCAUUUAUCAUGAUUGCUGCAAUAGCUGCAGUGAUAAUCUAGAUCCCUGCUGCACGUGGUGCAAUGGAUGUCCUUUCCACUCCCCAAGAAGGGGCACAUCUCUGCCCUAAGGAGUUUACAGCCAGACUGGGAGGCACCGAGCAUCCCAAAGAGCUGUUGGAAUUCCCUGCUUCAAACCUGUCCGUUUCCUUUAUGCCCAGCCCCACACCAACGUUGCAGUGCUCUCACAGCACACGGGAGCAAUCCCCUCCUGCCUGGAACUGUGCAGCUGGAGCAUGCCAGGCCCUGGCUCUGGCUGAUCUGAAGAAGAGGCUGCUGUGCCUAGGUGAAAGGUUCCAGCACAGUAUCAGCUUCUCCAUGGUCUUCCUCAUGCUAACUCAAAGAUAUUCUAAAAUCCCUUCUGCAGGGUCCUAAAAAUCCUCUUUUGGCAACAUGUUAGAGAACUAUAAACACUGAGAAAAGUGAUUCCUGUGUUUGCUUUUUUGUUUUCCCUUAAACUGAUAGAAUCACAGGAUUGUUUUGGUUGGAAAACAUGUUUAAGAUCGUCAACUCCAACCAGUAUCUAAUUCAGACAAGUCUGGGGAUAAACCAUGUCCCCCAGCACCACAUAUCUGCCUCUUUCAAAGACAUCCCUGGCUGAAGACUCAACCACCUUCGUCUAAGACCUCUUCAUCUGAGCAAGUUCCACAACUCUUGUAUGCUUCCUUUUAAAACACAGAUUUGAGUGGAGACCUGGCUUGAGCUGAUUCAGGCAACAUAAGCAUCAAAACGUUUUGGUUUGUUUUUUUCUUAAACCAGUCGAUUUCACAGAUGGGCACCAAAUUCAGAGCUCUAGACUCAGUAUUAGCAGACAAUCUUGGUCACUUUCUCUCUGCUUCCCCUUUUGUGCUCAUCAUCAUUGCAGAUUCAUCCUGCAACCUCUUUGGGAACAGAGGCAGUAUGAUCAUAAAAGAGAAGGUUUCAACUGCCCAUCGCUGCUAGCACUGUGAUAUAGUAAUAGGAAUAUGUAAUUAGUUGCCAUGGCAAAUGCUCAUAUUUAACAGUAUUGUGCAAGGAAGCUCAAGAUCAUAAGCCUGAAAACUACAUUUAAAGCAGAAACUCAAAGGCUGUAAAGCGGCACCCAAAAGCUUAUGAUGUUGUGAUUGCCAAUUACACUUCAUUGUUGUAAGCAAACUGCUCUUUGGCUGCUGCUAGCAGUAAAUGAAAAUGUUCUCCAACUUUGUUCCAGUGAUAUUUGUGGAGUAAAUCAGUGUUGUCACCCGAAGUCAGGUUUUAAAUGAAGUCUUGGUUUGUGUCUGUGAUAGAUCAGACUUGUGACAUGUUCAGUCAGACUGUGAGAUAUGGAUUAAAAUAUAUCCUUUGAAGUAGAUGUAGUAAGAAUUGACAUCUGCACUGUCGAGCCCGAUUGUACCUUUCCUUGUGUCUGUUACCUUUGGGAAACCUCAAUAAAGUAUUUUUAUAGGAA